Messenger RNA from Engraulis encrasicolus (European anchovy), 2363 nucleotides. It is a transcript of the gene slc25a16, whose product is annotated as solute carrier family 25 member 16. Gene Ontology annotation, molecular function: coenzyme A transmembrane transporter activity. Gene Ontology annotation, biological process: mitochondrial coenzyme A transmembrane transport. The record is from RefSeq and is a predicted model, not a curated record. Lineage: Eukaryota; Metazoa; Chordata; Actinopteri; Clupeiformes; Engraulidae. Bases 382 to 1347 code for a protein of 321 amino acids. Gene Ontology annotation, cellular component: mitochondrial inner membrane. The transcript has 10 exons.
CAUGACGACUGAAGGGCACAGGCACGUGUCAAAAUAGUAUUUAUCUUUAACAGUUUGCUUUCUGUGAGCCUUGCACAAGCGUCAAGAACAUUGUCGCCUUGUAACCAUGUCCCAUUACCCCUAAGCACGUGAAACCUAUGUGCGUUUGUGUCAGUGAUACUCGCUGUCAUCUGCUGGUCUUAUACAGCUAGGAAGUUAAUGGAGCAUACACAGAUAUGUAGCCUAGCAUGAGUCGCUAGCAAGCAAGUAAGGGUGUGUGUUAGAACUAGAGCUAGACCAUUGAGAAAACCUCUGGUUGUGCAACACUCUGUCGGCUGUUGACCUUGCCACUGCAGGCAGACAUACAGGGACAUGUGUGACUCCUGACAGCCAACAACAAUCAUGGCAACGGAGGCAUCGGUCGCCGCACCUGGGCGUCCUCAGAUCCCGAACCCCUCGCAGAGAGACUACUACUUUGUGCGCUCCUUUGCGGCUGGAGGUGUGGCAGGAUGCUGUGCCAAGACGACUAUCGCCCCUCUCGACAGAGUGAAGAUUUUACUACAAGCCCACAACCCUCAUUACAAGAACCUGGGUGUGUUUGCCACGCUCACGGCCGUGCCAAAGAAGGAAGGCUACCUUGGCCUUUACAAAGGAAAUGGAGCCAUGAUGGUUAGGAUAUUUCCUUAUGGUGCCAUUCAGUUUAUGGCCUUUGACAACUACAAAAAGUUUCUCAGCAAAAGAUUAGGGAUAUCUGGGCACAUCCAUCGGCUAAUGGCUGGGUCAAUGGCAGGGAUGACGGCGGUUAUUUGCACAUAUCCAUUAGAUGUGGUUCGAGCUCGUCUCGCCUUUCAAGUGACCGGACACCAUCGCUACACAGGCAUCGUAAAUGCUUUUCAGACGAUAUAUCUGAAGGAGGGUGGCAUCUCUGGUUUUUACCGUGGCCUGACGCCCACCAUCAUUGGCAUGGCUCCUUAUGCAGGUUUCUCCUUCUUCACCUUCGGCACCCUGAAGAGUCUGGGUCUGGCCCACGCUCCGGAGUUGCUGGGCCGGCCGUCCUCGGACAACCCAGACGUGCUGGUUCUCAAGCCCCACGUCAACCUGCUGUGCGGGGGCGUCGCUGGAGCCAUCGCUCAGACUAUAUCGUACCCUCUGGAUGUGGCACGCAGGAGGAUGCAGCUAGGAACAGCCCUUCCCGAUUCCGACAAGUGCACUACCCUCACAAAAACGCUAAAGCACGUGUACGGUCAGCACGGGGUGAAGAAAGGCCUGUACCGCGGCCUGUCGCUCAACUACAUCCGCUGUGUCCCCUCCCAAGCCGUGGCCUUCACCACUUACGAGUUCAUGAAGCAGGUACUGCACCUGAACUAACCCCAGACAGACAGCACUGCAGUGGCCUUGACGAGGGCGUCUCUCCUCUCCUCUGCUCUCCUGGUCUCUCCUCUCAGGCACACAGCCCAGUGGGGUAACAUGACGGCAGCCUCAGCCCUCAGCAGCAGCAGCUAACCCUGAUGCUCUCAUUUCAAAGCCUCAGGCUGCCGACCUACUGAGCUCCUUCAGCCUGGCUGUGUCCCUUUUUUUUGAGUGGGCUGGAGCUCCACGUCGCACGCACCAUCUUGCAUCUCACAGUACCACCUCCUGUCUUCUUAGACCACCUGUGGCUUUUGGACUCGUAGUCUGGCGGCUUUGUUCAUUGGUUACCACAAGCAGUGAAUUUUACAAUGUGAUUUGAGAUUCACCUUGUGGGGAGACGAGUAAAGACUUACAACGACCUGAGAGAAAUUGAACAUGUGAAUUGCUUGUUAACUGGUUACGGAAGAGAAAAACACCACCUAUCCAACUGGUCUGCCUUACAAUUUAGCCCACUCCCUCCCUCCUAUUUGUUUCCCACAACAGAAAGGCAACGAUGUGAAACGCCCAGUGAUUUGAUACUUCGCGGAGUUCACCAAAGAGUAACCAAUCACUGGCCGUUUCACGUCCUAGUAAGGCUAGAACACUGGACAUUGGGAAGCAGUGACUGAUAAGCCCUUGCUAUGGAUCACACCUUAACGUCAAUAGGGGAAAUGUUGUAACUGAAAUCAUAUAAAGAACCACAGUGGGUGGAUGGGAGGUGACUUAACUGUUCAUGGACUGCUUUUUGUCACACGGUUCCUGUUAAAAUCCGCCCUGUCUUGCCUGACAGUGUCACUCGGAAUGACCACUUGUGUGAUUUGAGUGACUGUAAAUCGCAUUUCGUAAUCGUCAGAUGGGUAAUGGUGAACGAUGAUGGACAUUUUGAGAUUUGGUGCCGUGGUGCAGGUUUUGGGUCCAAUGCCUUUUGUGUGUGUGUGUGUGUGUGUGUGUGUGUGUGUGUGUGUGUGUGUGUGUGUGUGUGUGUGCGUGUGUGU